This is a messenger RNA of Pogonomyrmex barbatus (red harvester ant), 3364 nucleotides long. It is a transcript of the gene bsf, whose product is annotated as bicoid stability factor. Lineage: Eukaryota; Metazoa; Arthropoda; Insecta; Hymenoptera; Formicidae. The record is from RefSeq and is a predicted model, not a curated record. Gene Ontology annotation, biological process: regulation of mitochondrial translation. Gene Ontology annotation, molecular function: mRNA 3'-UTR binding; protein binding. Gene Ontology annotation, cellular component: mitochondrion; nucleus.
GCGACUAAGAUAGUACGAACAAGACAGAAUAACCUAACUUGAACAUCGUUCGCGUGAUGUUUCUCGUUUGACUAUGCGCUCAAAAUUUUUUCGCCGACACUGAUCUACACUGAUCGAAGUCGACAAGAUGCUACAUCUGAGAAAGUACAUAACACUCGUCAUCCGCUCACAACCGUAUUUGUCGCGAUGCAAAGCGACGAGUUGCUUAUUACAGCGUGGAGAUUAUGUUUUCCAAUACGUACAACCCGGGUUGGUCCGGCACGCAUAUUUGCGACCCGAGAGUUACAUCUCGACGUGCAACAGAACAUACAGUACGACGGUUACACAAACAUCGCAGUCUAAUAUUAUUGAUCAGAAAUUAAUGUUAUUCUGUGACGAUGUUAAAAAGGGACAUAUAUCGGCGAGCAAUAUUAAAGAGAUUAUAGAAUUAUAUGAAAAGAACGAUUAUCAGUUACCUCCUGACAUUGGUGUAUUACUGCUUAGAUGCUGCGGCGAUUUGCUUUCCGAUUUGGAAAAUACCGAAAGAAGACAGCUGGCGGAUCAGGUAUGGCGUUUGGCGAAGAAGAACAGUGAAAAAUUGACAUUGGAGUAUUAUAAUACUCUAUUGGAGGUUUACAAAGAAAACUCACAAUCUGUGGAUCCCCAUAAGUUUCUUUGUAACAUGAGUGUAGAGCCAGAUGAAAAUACCUAUCGCCUAUUGUUCAAUAUAGCUACAAAAGUGAAUAACAGUAAAUGUCUAUGGGAUAUCUUGUCUAUGACAAAAGACAAGCACAUAGUCAUCUUUGAAGAAGCAGCAAACACAUUGGUACAAAUUUAUAUAUCUAAUGGUAAUAUUGCCGAGGCUGAGCAAGUGAUAACACUAAUGCAGGAUGCAAAACUUCCUACAACCAAAGCAUAUACUGAAUUAGCAUGCAGAUAUGCGAAACUUGGUGAUAUUCCAAAUUUAGUCAAGAUAUUGAAUGAAGAGCCACAAGACGAUUUAAGUCUUUUAAAGAUAAUAAAAGUUUUGAGUAUAUCCAAUAAUGGUAGGCAUAUCCCAUAUGUCUUGAAUUUUUUAAUAACCUCAGUACCAACGAUCGAGCCCAAAAUUUCUAAACUAAUUAUAGAAUUGAUAAAUGCCGAUCAAAUUAUGGAUGCUCAUACUAUUAUAAAUUGUUUGGCAAAAAAUAAUACAACAAAGGACAUUGCUCCGAUUUUUGUAAAUAGUUUCAUGAACGAAUUAAUCAUAUUAAACACACCGAUUAAUGAUAUUAUAAAAUAUGUGAAUGACUUUAUCGAUUUCGAUUGCAAUCGGCAAGCUUUGCUUGAUACAGCAGAGAUUGGCUUGAAGCUUGGUAGAGAAAAGCUAUGUCUCGCGGCAUUCGAAGCAAUGAAAAUCAAACGAAUGGAAGUACGGCCACAUUACUACUGGCCUUUAUUGAUAAAAGCACAUCAUGAAGAAGGAGAGACUCAAGUAUUUUCACUCAUAAAAUCUAUGAUAGAUGCGAAUGUAGAAGUGGAUUCUGAUACGCUACUUAAUUUUGUAUUUCCAUACAUAAAUACUACGAAUCCGAUUGCCACUUUACAAAAGUUAUUGCAGAUUAAUAUAGCACAUGCUGUUAUUUAUACACCUCUAUUAUCUUUUCUACUAUCUCAAAAUCGAAUACAGGAUCUAGAACUACUGUAUAAAUAUAAUAAACAUAGCAAAGUAUAUUUUAAAGAACUAAUGAAACCUCUGCUGAAUGCUUAUCUUGCUACUAAAGAUUUCAAAAAUUGUAUAAUGUUAUUAACAGCAUUUCCACAAGGUCGCGAUUUUAUUGGUAUCUUCUUGAGAUCAUUGUUAAAAGUCAGUUCGAUUAAGAUAGAGGAUCUAGAGGAAUUGAAGAAACAUAAAGUUAAAAUAUCACAGGAGGAUGCGACUAUUAUUAAAAACAGAUUGCAGGAGAAAGAUAUUUACGUCACGACGAAACAAUUGAAUCUAAUAGACGAUUUGGUUGAUCCUUCCAUGGAAAAUUCGAAAAUGUUUCGUUCAGCAUACUUAAGCCCAAAGGAAUUAUCAUGUGUUUUAAUCGAGAGGAAUUUACAAAAAAGAAAUACUAAAAAUAUUUUACAUAAAUUACUAAUUGGAUAUUGUGAAGAGAAUAAUCUCAAGAAGGCCGAAGAGAUAAAACAAGAAUACGAUGCACGCCAAUACGAGUGGACGCCUGGCAUGAAAUUGACUUUGUUUCAGUUAUAUCUCAAACAUGACAAGUUAAAAGAGGCCGAGGCAUUGUUGUCUGAUCUGCAAGUGCCUAAUAAAUUCCACAUAGAUAAGAGCAAAAUCUUGAUGUAUGUCACUGCAUUGAUAAAAGCGGGUGAAAUUACAAAGGCCUUCAAAGUUAUUAAUACAUUCGAUACUGAUGAUAGACAAAUCAUGCAACAACAGUGUUGUACACUUCUACAAAUUUUAGCACAGAGUCGGCAUCAUGGAUAUACAAGAAAGAUGCUAAACUUGCUUGUGGAGAGAAAAUACUGCAAAAUAAACACAGAACUAUUGAAACCAGUGAUGGCGGAAGCAUUGAAAAACAACAAUAUUCUGGAGACUGUAGAUAUAUUUAAGAAAUGCGCACAAAAGUAUCAUAAGACCCCGUUGGCGUUGGAACUUUUAACAACUUUGUUAAAGCAGAAGGCUACUUCAAACUUGUACAACAUAAAAAACUGUAUAGAACAAGUGUAUGAAACAAUAGUUACUAUCUAUUCCGUUGAUGUAGCGAAUACAUUAUUGGCGAUAGCAUUAGGAAUAUUAAACGAGAAAAAAAAACUGCAAACUUUAUUACAGAAGCACGAACUCUCCAUGGAGACUCUUAUAUACUAUAUCAAAAAUGCAAAAAAUAGUAGUGAUCUAGAUGGUUUAUGGAAUAUUUUUAUAAUAACUAAUACAAAUAAUUUUGAUCGAAAUACAAUGUGUGAAAUGCUACUUUCCACUUACUGUAAAUUUGGAGACCGUGAACGCAUUUUAGAACUGUGGAAAAUAAUGUGCACGAAAAAUAUCGAAUUCAGCGAAUACUUCAAAAAUGAGUUUAUCCAUUAUCUAUCUUUAAAUAAAAUUCCGCUCCCUCCUGAAUUAACUAAAACAUAAAUACAACAAAUGGUGAAAUUAAAUAUAAAAAAAUAAACUAGAGAUAACGAUAAUCCAAAAAUAAAUAGUCCAAUAAUAGAAAUUCUUAAAAUAAAUUUGGUAAUGAAGAUCUAUAUAAUAUAGAUGAGAUUUUUCCCAUUUUGAGAAUUUCUUUCGUCUUAUUCUGUCAUCUUAUCGUUAUUUCGCGUUUAUUUUAUUAUUUCCAAAUAAAUAUUGUUAGUAAAAAAAUAAAGUAUAUCUAAUAAAGAGAUUUUAGAUUUUCCUGGA